Molecule: messenger RNA, 734 nt
Organism: Centruroides sculpturatus (bark scorpion)
Lineage: Eukaryota; Metazoa; Arthropoda; Arachnida; Scorpiones; Buthidae
Exons: 3
Coding region: 312-734 (140 amino acids)
Source: RefSeq, a predicted model, not a curated record
CAAUAACUUGAAAGAGAUUAAACUCUAUACUUCGUAUCAAUAUUCUUUGAUCAAAAGGCAAGAUUUACAAAAAAAUAAUAAUAAAAUUAAUUAGUUGUCGGAUAAAUGAUGACUAAAACAGUUCAUAUAUUAUUGAGCAAAUUUUUGUAUAAAAAUAUUGAUCCCUGGUUUUGUUUAAAAAUCAAAAUUUUUUUUACCUAAUGCCAUAGUAAACGGAAAAUUUGCAUAUCUUAAAUUUUCUGUAGGCAAGGAAGAAAGCUGCUACUCCUGAAGAUCUUUUAUUUGCUGGCAGAACUCAAAGCAAAUCAUUAAUGUCGCCUAGUCCUGUAAUAACUACUCCAAUAGAAGAAAAAUCUAUGAUUGAAUUUCAUACUCCUAUUAGACAGACAAUAGAAGGACCUAGAGUCAAAAGUUUGUCCAGUUCUUUAAAAGAACUGUCUACAAAAUCUAAACUUGAGACUUCUCCUUCACUGAGACGAAAAGCAAGAGAAAAAGUAUUUGGUCAGGACACGUCUCCUUCUUUACUUCGUAAACAUACUGGUUUUUUUACUCCUCCUUCUAUCUCCAGACAGAAUUCCAUGGAAUCUUCGACAGAAUUAACUCCACCCAAUUCUCCUCCUGUUAGUAGAAGAAAUCGAGACGAUAAUGUAUUUUCUAGACUUACAAGUGGUACCAGUCAACUGGGAAGGAAACCAAAUAGGUAUUGCAUUUGUGAAAAAGUAAAUAAAGUUUGA